Molecule: messenger RNA, 273 nt
Organism: Meloidogyne enterolobii
Lineage: Eukaryota; Metazoa; Nematoda; Chromadorea; Rhabditida; Meloidogynidae
Source: the annotation of a GenBank genome assembly
AUGUCCAAAAAUUUUAUAAUAAAUAUCCUUAAAUUUUAUAAUAAAUAUCCUUAUUUGGCAAUACAAAAUAUUAUUUGGCUUAUUUUAGAAAUAUUGUUGAAUUUAAUCUUCGUCCUAAAGAGAAAAAUUUUUUAUGAUGUUAAAAAACCAAAUCAUCCUCGAGCACCCAGCUGUUGCGACUAUUUGAAAAUAAACUCCAUUUUUGUUAAAUUGUUGACCCAUGUAACACAAGCAAAACGUAUUGAAGAAAAAUCUAUUGAAGAAAAAUUAUGA